Molecule: messenger RNA, 552 nt
Organism: Ramularia collo-cygni
Lineage: Eukaryota; Fungi; Ascomycota; Dothideomycetes; Mycosphaerellales; Mycosphaerellaceae
Exons: 4
Coding region: 1-552 (183 amino acids)
Source: RefSeq, a predicted model, not a curated record
AUGGCUCGUGUAAGCGCUACAGUUGCUGCCUGGACGGAGAGCAACUCUUCGUUGUCGAGUGAGAGAGCUGAGCUUCAUGGUUGGAUCGCGGAGAUUGUCAGUGGAGCGAUCAAGACUGACACGGAUGAAUCAAAGCUAUUGAGGAACUAUCUGGGUGACGAUACCUGGAGCGGCGAAACUUCUGGCACUGCGCUCCUCGCUGCUACCGUAUAUCGCAUGGCAAGCAUAGCGCCCGAGAUUUUCGCCACCGACGAGUAUCUCGAUUGGGCCAACGAGAAACGCCGUGCUGUUCUUUCAAGAGUUGAUGAAAAUGGCUUCGUAAAGCCCGCUGCUAACCCAUAUGUGUCAGCCUCGAGAGAUGCAGUUGAAGUCAGCCCAGAGGGCCAGAGCUUUCUACUCCUCUUAGGCACAGCAUGGCGAGAUUGUGUCUGUGGUGGCACAUGUCUUGCGGACUACAGCCGGGAAAUUGAGCAGAAACCAUCCCGCGACCUCACUGUCGGAACAUUCUCUGGCCUCCUCGAUCGAGUUCGGAAUGUCCACAGAGAACUUUGA